This is a messenger RNA of Mirounga angustirostris (Northern elephant seal), 1804 nucleotides long. RefSeq names its product tyrosine hydroxylase (gene TH). NCBI's taxonomy places the organism in Eukaryota, Metazoa, Chordata, Mammalia, Carnivora, Phocidae. Bases 1 to 1575 code for a protein of 524 amino acids. The transcript is spliced from 14 exons. Gene Ontology annotation, molecular function: tyrosine 3-monooxygenase activity; iron ion binding. The record is from RefSeq and is a predicted model, not a curated record. Gene Ontology annotation, cellular component: cytoplasm; axon; perikaryon. Gene Ontology annotation, biological process: dopamine biosynthetic process from tyrosine; heart development; response to hypoxia.
AUGCCCACUCCCAGCUCUGCCUCGCCCCAGGCCAAGGGCUUCCGCAGGGCGGUCUCCGAGCUGGAUGCCAAGCAGGCCGAAGCCAUCAUGGUAAGGGGGCUGCUGGGCCCACCCAGCCUUGCAGGUGCUCCCCGACCCGGGGCUGCAGCCCUGCUCUGCUCACACCCCCGAGGCCAAUCCCCGCGCUUCAUCGGGCGGCGACAGAGCCUCAUCGAGGACGCUCGCAAGGAGCGAGAGAAGGCCGAGGCCGCAUCGGCCGCCUCCUCGGAGCCCGGGGACCCCCUAGAGGCCGCAGUGUUCAAGGACAAGGACGGGAAGGCCAUGCUGAAUCUGCUCUUCACCCUCCGGGGCGCCAAGACCGCGUCGCUGUCCCGGGCCGUGAAGGCAUUUGAGACGUUUGAAGCCCAAAUCCACCAUCUGGAGACCCGGCCCGCCCAGAAGCCACGGGCAGGGGGCCCCCACCUGGAGUACUUUGUGCGCUGUGAGGUGCCCAGUGCCGACCUGCCCGCCCUGCUCAGCUCCGUGCGCCGGGUGGCAGAGGACGUGCGUGGUGCUGGGGAGAACAAGGUCCUCUGGUUCCCGAGGAAAGUUUCUGAGCUGGACAAGUGUCACCAUCUGGUCACCAAGUUUGACCCUGACCUGGACUUGGAUCAUCCGGGCUUCUCGGACCAGGCUUACCGCCAGCGCCGGAAGCUGAUCGCGGAGAUCGCAUUCCAGUACAAGCACGGCGACCCUAUUCCCCGUGUGGAGUACACGGCCGAGGAGAUUGCCACCUGGAAGGAGGUCUACACCACCCUCAAGGGCCUCUACGCCACCCACGCCUGCCGGGAGCACCUGGAGGCCUUCCAGCUGCUGGAGCGCUUCAGCGGCUACCGGGAGGACAGCAUCCCCCAGCUGGAGGACGUGUCCCGCUUCCUGAAGGAGCGCACGGGCUUCCAGCUGCGGCCCGUGGCCGGCCUGCUGUCCGCCCGGGACUUCCUGGCCAGCCUGGCCUUCCGCGUGUUCCAGUGCACCCAGUACAUCCGACAUGCGUCCUCGCCCAUGCACUCCCCCGAGCCGGACUGUUGCCAUGAGCUGCUGGGGCACGUGCCCAUGCUGGCCGACCGGACCUUUGCUCAGUUCUCCCAGGACAUCGGGCUUGCGUCCUUGGGGGCUUCUGACGAGGAAAUCGAGAAGCUGUCCACGCUGUACUGGUUCACGGUGGAGUUCGGGCUGUGUAAGCAGAAUGGCGAGGUGAAGGCCUACGGCGCGGGGCUGCUGUCCUCCUACGGGGAGCUCCUGCACUCCCUGUCUGAGGAGCCUGAGAUCCGGGCCUUCGACCCGGACGCUGCCGCCGUGCAGCCCUACCAGGACCAGACCUACCAGUCCGUGUACUUUGUGUCCGAAAGCUUCAGCGAUGCCAAGGACAAGCUCAGGAACUAUGCUUCCCGCAUCCAACGCCCCUUCUCCGUGAAGUUUGACCCGUAUACCCUGGCCAUCGACGUGCUGGACAGUCCCCACGCGAUCCGGCGCUCCCUGGAGGGCGUCCAGGAUGAGCUGCACACCCUCACCCAUGCGCUGAGCGCCAUCAGCUAGGAGCAGUGGGAGAGGCCCCGAGGUCUCCCUUCCCUUCCCCAGCCUCCCCCUGGCCCCUGCCCACGUGAGGGGCUGGGUCACUGGGCACCCCGAGAGCCCGCCAGAGAUCCUCCCUGCUGGAGGGCACCCCGCGGAUCCCCACCCCACUGCUGCUCAGCUCUGCCUGCUGUGUCCUUGUCCUGCCCAUGCUGCCCGCGCCGCCCGCUCACAACCUCAAUAAAAGAAAGAA